AUGACAGAGCAGCUGGAGAGGGAAGCCUUAUACAUACACCCUUCAGAAAACUCGAGCCUAGUGCUCUCUUCUUCUCCGUUGGAUGGCAAGAAUUUCUUACCAUGGAACCGCUCAGUUUACGUAGCGCUCGGCACAAAAAUGAAGCUCGGCUUCAUUGACGGAACUUUUUCCAGACCAACAAUUGACUCAGCCACAUUCGAACAAUGGAGGCGCGUGGAUUUGAUGGUAAUGUCAUGGAUUUGGAAUUCGAUUUCGAAGGAUAUGGUUGAAUCGUUCAUGUAUGUAUCGUCUUCGCGUGAACUAUGGCUUGAAAUCCAAGCUUAUGUGACUAAACUAAAGAAAAUCUGGAAUGAGCUAAUGUGUUUGGCACCGGCACCGAAAUGUACUUGUGGAGGUUGCAGUUGUGGUGUCAACAAAGGCAUAGCAGAAAGAAACGAGAACACUCAGCUAAUGCAAUUCCUAAUAGGAUUAUAUGAGAGCUUCGACAAUGAAAGGAGUCAGAUCCUUAUGCAGGAUCCAAUACCAGACCUUGAACGAGCUUUCUCUAUGAUUUUUACAGUGGAGAAACAACGAGCAGUACAGACAGAUUUGGGAGACAGUUCACGGCACAUGGCUUAUUAG
This is a messenger RNA of Sesamum indicum (sesame), 621 nucleotides long. RefSeq lists its product as uncharacterized. NCBI's taxonomy places the organism in Eukaryota, Viridiplantae, Streptophyta, Magnoliopsida, Lamiales, Pedaliaceae. The record is from RefSeq and is a predicted model, not a curated record.